CUCUCCCGGCCUCCACCGUCUUCCCAGCCCCAGCCUCCAGCGACCUCUCUUCCCCGGCUCCCCCUCGUCCUCCUCUCUCCCUCCCUGUCUGUCCCAGCCCCACCCCAACGGAGGUGCCCAAGUGCGACCCCACCCCAGAGCUCAUGGGGCCUCGCCUCACGCCUUCUCCCUGUUUUCUUACCCCUCCCCUCAGGUUAUGGGCACGCGGCCCCGGGCACCGACGCGGGCAAGGCCUUCUGCAUGUUCUACGCGGUGCUGGGCAUCCCGCUGACACUGGUCAUGUUCCAGAGCCUGGGCGAGCGGAUGAACACCUUUGUGCGCUACCUGCUGAAGCGCAUCAAGAGGUGCUGCGGGAUGCGCAACACGGAGGUGUCCAUGGAGAACAUGGUGACCGUGGGCUUCUUCUCCUGCAUGGGGACGCUGUGCAUCGGCGCGGCCGCGUUCUCCCAGUGCGAGGAGUGGAGUUUUUUCCACGCCUAUUACUACUGUUUCAUCACGUUGACUACCAUCGGGUUCGGGGACUACGUGGCCCUGCAGACCAAGGGCGCCCUGCAGAAGAAGCCGCUCUACGUGGCCUUCAGCUUCAUGUACAUCCUGGUGGGGCUGACGGUCAUCGGCGCCUUCCUCAACCUGGUGGUCCUCAGGUUCUUGACCAUGAACAGCGAGGACGAGCGACGGGACGCCGAGGAGAGGGCGUCCCUGGCCGGGAACCGCAACAGCAUGGUCAUCCACAUCCCCGAGGAGGCGCGGCAGGGCCGGCCCCGCUACAAGGCGGACGCGCCGGACCUGCAGUACGUGUGCUCCUGCACCUGCUACCGCCCGCAGGAGUACGGGGGCCGCCCAGCCGCCCAGCAGAACUCCUUCAGCGCCAAGCUCGCCCCCCAGUACUUCCACUCCAUCUCGUACAAGAUCGAGGAGAUCUCACCAAGCACGUUGAAAAACAGCCUCUUCCCCUCCCCCAUCAGCUCCACCUCCCCCGGGUUACACAGCUUUACCGACAACCACAGGCUGAUGCGACGGCGGAAGUCCGUUUAGGGUGCGGGGCAUGCCGGGCAGGCGGGAAAAGUCGCUUGUCCUCCGUGACGUCAAGUGCCACCGGCCCACCUCGUCUUUUCGUUCUCAUUUAUUCGUUCCGGGCAUCCUUGGUUGUGAUGGUCAUGGUCACGAUUACCUUCCCUCCUUCUUUUUCCCUCCCCCCCCAGGUUUCUCGUCCUCCCCCACCGCCCCCGGCGAGACAGAGCAGGCCCAAGGGGAGAGAAAGGCCCGACUCCCUCUGAGACUCGCGUCUGAGCAUGAAGCAUGGAUUCCUUCCUCCCUUCCUUCCCAGCGAAGAAUGCCUUACACCCCUCCCCAGCCUGCCCCACCUCUGGGGUGGCUCUCCCAGGACAGGUGUGAGACCAAGACCACCAGGCAGAGCUGAGAGAAUAUAUCCGACCCAAAGUUGCCCCCCAGGCUGCCAGCCGGCCAGGGACCACCGACGUGGUGUCUGCCCUAACUUCCUCCCUCUCGUCCUCCCGAGCACUGGGUGGGUGUGCGUGCGCGGAUGGUGUGUGAGUGAGUGCACACGCCCGUGUACCUGUGUGUGUGUGUGUGUGUGUAUGUGUAUCGUGUGACAAAGCGGAAAGUGGCAGGUAUUAAUUUUUCUUUUCCACGACACAGUUCUGUUAAGAACCUGCUUUCAGCUGCUUCCAAACAAAAAUGGGAAAACAAAACCCACGAGGCUUUUGAUUUACCAUUCUGCCAAAUCAAGCAUGCUCCAUAAGCAGGCCCUAUCCCAGAUGUGUCAUGACCAUAUUCUUUAGACGCUACGUUCUAAAUUAUAUUAACUUCUUUUUCGGGGGUGGGUGGGAAGGAAGAUACGGAUCAUCUUAGCUUGCCAGUUCAAAAAUUUUUUAAAAGCAUGCACUUUGUUAAAACUGGUAUGCAUUAUCAACGCAAGAAAACAGAACUAGCAGCAGAAUUAAUCAAAAGCCAAGAAUAAUACGAAUUAAAGACAUUUUUAAUUUUAUCAUCUCCAGUUCCAACAAUUUACCGCACAACUGGAAGCGUCAGGGGAAACUGGAAAAUUGUUGGAACCUCAGAGAACCUAUUUUGUUAUUUCCCUCUCACUUACAUGGUGGUGAUGGUGGGUUAUGCAGCAUCGAUCUGCAUAAGUAAGAAUCACAGUGUGGGAUGCUUGGAUGAGAAUGGGUAUUCGUGGAUGUGGUUUCUUUUCCUAAUAAAAAAAUGACAGGGCAUUCCUUGUUUAAAACUAUAUAUAUAUAUGUAUGUAUGUAGUUCAAGAAAGACGGUCUCUAAUUGCAUUUGAUUUGUAAAUAAGGGCAAGUCUGUGUUGGUCUCAGGAAGCGUUUGGAGGUAAGGGUGGUGUCUUGGCCUGUUGGGAACUUGUCGAUCUCCAGGGAUGGUUUUCCUGAGGAGUGGAGAAAUUCCUCCCCACCCUCCCUUUAGAUGGCUCAAUGGGAAGGCCUGUUCGUCUCCUGGGGGCAACUAGGUCAUUGAAUAUGGCAUGUUGCAGGCCUUUUCAAUGACAGGAGUAAAGGAAAGUCUGGUGCCUUUCAUUUGCCUGGCCACCACCCCUGUCAUUUGUAAAACUCACCUAUCCUCCCAUGGCUUCUACAUAAACUCAAAGGUCACGGCUCUUGGAUAGAAAAGGGCUUUAACUGCUUUGCCCAGAAGCAGCAGUGGGAGGCCCCGUGGGAUCUCCCAGAAGGGAGGAUCUCCCUAGAAAGAGUGGACCUUCAAGCUUCCUGAAAGGAGAGGGCACUAAAUGCCACCAGUCCCAAGCACCUGGGCCACUGGACUGAAAUGCAGCAGUGCAGGCUCCUCCAAAGAGGCAGAUACUGCAGUGUUUAUGUCACAUGUUGAAAAUGGCGCCUGCGUCAGGACACAGAGCCUGAGGAAGGGGUCCGGGAACCACAGCCUCUCGAGGCCAGAAUAGACCGUUCUCAACCUUCAAGGUUGUCUCAAUGCACUCAUUUUGAAUAGAUGCAUAUUUUAGGGAUAAAAAUUUGUCCAGAAAAUAGAAGCAGUUAAUUUUUUUUCCCCAUCGGAAGAAAUUUUUGGUGAUAGGGGGUCACGGGUAUGAAAAUACUAGCCCAUCCUUGCAGAGUGCUUCAUGUAUUGGAGGAGUCCGCUUAGAAGAAGUGUGAGGUUUCUCAUCAAAACCUUUGUAAGGUGUGUCCUCAGAGGUCUUUGAUCUAGAGAGGAGACUGAGGUACUGAGAGGGUGAGGGGUUUGCUCAAUGUCCCAGAGCUGGUCCUGGUCCAGGAAGCGGACCCCACCACACCACACCACGGUGUCCUCGUUAGACCCUCUACUGAGGGCACCUGCCUCUCUGUCCACAGGUAGGUGCACCAGGACUCUGGAGUCAGAGGAGCAUGGGCUCAACUCUUCAUUCAGAGCUGGUUUCCGGACUCAAAUAUCCAUUUAAAGUGGCCUUCUACUUAAAUGCCUCCAGUGACAGAGAGCUCCUCCUUUCUUGGGGAGAUUGGGAAAACAUUCCAUAUUCUAUAUUUCCAUAGAGUUGACUGUUCUGUAUAGGAUUAAGGAUCGUAGGAUGGAGUUUUUGCUGUUCAGUGAUGACCACCAACUUAAAUAUUGGAAGCAGCAUGGAACCUGUCCUGCCAUAUCCCUCUUAUUUCUCUGUCCUUGGCGACUGUUCAGCCCUCUGAAGGACAAUCAGUGAGUCUUCUCUUCCAAAGUUAAACAUCCUUUUUCAUGCUGGUAUAUUGAGGGGACAGAGGGGAACCUAGCUUUGCUUCUUUUGUGACGGCCAUCUCUUUCUUAGGUGAUGGCCCAGCGGUUCGCUACCGUGGUCUCUGGCCAAGGAGUUCUCCAUGCGCACCAAUGAGGUGCUCUCUUGGGGACAGUGAGUCAAGGGCCUCCAGGGUCCUUCUCUUCCAAUAAAAUGGGUCUGAGGACUCUCCAUCUAGGGCUUGGGCACCUGAGACCUGCUCAGUCAGCACAAGAAUCCUCAAAAAGCCAAGAGGAAGCUUAGUCUGAGUCACCUCACCGAGAUCCCUCAUUUUUCGGGGGGUGGGGGAAGAGUUGAGGUGCAGAAAGAGUGAGCUGGCAUCUCAGGUCAGCCAGCCAGGCCCUUGGUCUUCUUGUGGGUUUCUCCUGCUU
This is a messenger RNA of Herpailurus yagouaroundi (jaguarundi), 4125 nucleotides long. It is a transcript of the gene KCNK9, whose product is annotated as potassium two pore domain channel subfamily K member 9. Gene Ontology annotation, cellular component: plasma membrane. The annotation marks the transcript as partial. The transcript has a single exon. Gene Ontology annotation, biological process: stabilization of membrane potential; potassium ion transmembrane transport. The record is from RefSeq and is a predicted model, not a curated record. NCBI's taxonomy places the organism in Eukaryota, Metazoa, Chordata, Mammalia, Carnivora, Felidae. Gene Ontology annotation, molecular function: potassium ion leak channel activity; outward rectifier potassium channel activity.